AGCUCCCGGUUCCCGGUUCUCUGCCUCCGCCUCCCGCUCGCCUGUCCGGUUAGUAGUCACCAUGUCGGAGUACAGCGCGGUCCCUCCGCCCGGCCCCGGGGCCCCUCUGGGCGGGCCGGCGGCUCUCGGUAACGGGGCAGGAGGCAUCAAGAAAGAUGCGUUCGCGGACGCGGUGCAGCGGGCCCGGCAGAUCGCAGCUAAGAUCGGAGGAGACGCUGCUCCUCCCAUCAACAACAACAACAACAACGCUGCUCCAGAUGGUUUUACAUUCACGGCACAGAAACGACAGCUGGAGGACGCAGAUGAACCAGAGAGUAAGAAGCUGGCGGCUCAGACUGACCUGGACUCAGCUAACGCUCUCUCUAUCGGUGCUCAGCUCGCUGCUCUUGCACAACAAAGACCGGCCUCCAGCACGGAGGAGUACAGUGUCCCAGACAGCAUGGUGGGCCUCAUUAUCGGCCGUGGAGGUGAACAGAUCAAUAAGAUUCAACAGGAGUCGGGUUGUAAGGUUCAGAUAGCUCCAGACAGUGGAGGUCUUCCAGACAGGAGAGUUUCUCUCACUGGUUCACAAGACGCCAUACAGAACGCCAAGAUGCUGCUGGAUGAGAUCGUGUCCAGAGGAAGAGGAACUCCUCCGUCUUCGUACCACGAGUCCUCCAACGGGCUGAACGGAUCCGUACACGAGAUGAUGAUCCCGGCGGGGAAGGCCGGCCUCGUCAUCGGGAAGGGAGGAGAAACCAUCAAACAGCUGCAGGAGCGUGCCGGGGUGAAGAUGAUCCUGAUCCAGGACGCCUCUCAGGGUCCCAACGUUGACAAGCCGCUCCGCAUCAUCGGAGAUCCCUACAAAGUUCAGCAAGCCCAGGAGAUGGUGCAGGAGAUCCUGAGGGAGAGAGACCACGCCGGCUUCAGUGAACGAAAUGAUUUUGGCUCCAGAACGGGAGGAGGGAUGGAUAUUCCUGUACCGAGACACUCGGUCGGUGUCGUCAUCGGGAGAAACGGAGAAAUGAUCAAGAAGAUCCAGAACGAUGCUGGAGUUCGGAUACAGUUUAAACAAGAUGACGGUACUGGUCCUGAUAAGAUGGCCCACAUCAGCGGCCCCCCGGAGCGCUGCGAGCACGCCGCCCAGAUCAUCAACGACCUGCUGCAGAGCAUCAGGGUCCGGGAGGAGGGCCAGGGGGGACCCCCGGGUCCUCCAGGCAUGCCUGCAGGCAACAGGGGCCGAGGUGGGGGUCAAGGCGGCUGGGGGCCCCCCGGAGGGGAGAUGACCUUCUCUAUUCCCGCCCACAAGUGUGGCCUGGUGAUUGGCCGAGGAGGAGAAAACGUCAAGUCCAUCAACCAGCAGACGGGCGCCUUCGUGGAGAUCUCCCGCCAGCCGCCCCCCAACGGAGACCCCAACUUCAAGCUGUUCAUCAUCCGGGGGUCCCCGCAGCAGAUCGACCACGCCAAGCAGCUGAUCGAGGAGAAGAUCGAGGGUCCUCUGUGUCCGGUGGGCCCGGGGCCAGGGGGACCAGGUCCUGCUGGUCCAAUGGGUCCCUACAACCCCAACCCAUACAACCCCGGACCACCUGGGGCCCCUGGACCACCACAUGGUGGUCCUCCUGGUCCUCACCAGUACCCCCCCCAGGGCUGGAGCAGCAGCUACCAGCAGUGGCAGCCCCCGGCCCCCCACGACCCCAGCAAGGCAGCAGCCAAUGACCCCAACGCGGCCUGGGCGGCCUACUACGCCCAGUACUACCAGCAGCAGCCGGCGGGGGCCGUGCCCGGGGCCCAGUACCCCGCUAACCCAGCUGGAGGGGCCCAAACAUCAGGGGAGCAGACCCAGCCGGCCCAGACCCCGGGGGGCCAGCCGGACUACACCAAGGCCUGGGAGGAGUACUACAAGAAGAUGGCCCAGACAGGAGGCUCUGUCCCUGGGACGGCAGCAGCAGCUCCAGGAGCAGCAGGAGGAGCAGCAGGAGGAGCAGGAGGAGGAGCAGGAGGAGCAGCAGGGACCACAGCAGGAGGCCAGCAGGACUACAGCGCCGCCUGGGCCGAGUACUACCGACAGCAGGCCGCCUACUACGGACAGACGGGGCCGGCCCCCGGCCAGCCAGGGACCCCCCAGCAGGGACAGACGCAGUGAAGCUGAAGGUUUCUGGAGAGAAUCAGGGAAACGGGAUGAAGAAGACGACAGUGAACUUAAGGCCAGGAUCUAGACUCUUUUCUUUCUUUUUUUAUUUCUUGUGAGGGGAAAAUAAACCCUCCCACACCACUAAUCACCACUAAAUGGAUAUUUUUUAAUAAAGAAGCAAACAGAGCGUUUGUUCUGUUGCGUUCUCUUUGCUGCAAUGACAGGUCACAGCCUCUCAAACAUUUAUAUUCUCCAUCAGAAACAUUUAUAUUCUCCAUCAGAAACAUGGAAUAUACUCCAUUAUAAACAGGGAAGCCUUGAGACCAAGACUUUAUUGUGGAGGAGUUACCAAUAAAUCUAUCUCAUCUUCCUUUUAUUAACUUCUCCAGACUUUUGAAAGCACUUCACACCUUCAUGUGUUCUAUUUACUGAGCUGCACAUAGCUGUUAGUCUAGACUCUACUGUGUAUCUGCUGCAGGUGAUAAAACACCGGAGGAAUCCUUUUUAACCCUUUAUCAGGCAAAGAACUAUAUUUGGUAACUUCAGGUAAUAUUUCGAGAAAAAAGUUGCAAAUUUAGUAG
Messenger RNA from Centropristis striata (black sea bass), 2691 nucleotides. RefSeq names its product far upstream element-binding protein 2-like. The record is from RefSeq and is a predicted model, not a curated record. Gene Ontology annotation, molecular function: mRNA binding. Gene Ontology annotation, cellular component: nucleus; cytoplasm. The transcript has 18 exons. Lineage: Eukaryota; Metazoa; Chordata; Actinopteri; Perciformes; Serranidae. The coding region runs from base 62 to 2122 and encodes 686 amino acids. Gene Ontology annotation, biological process: regulation of DNA-templated transcription.